Molecule: messenger RNA, 508 nt
Organism: Sphaeroforma arctica JP610
Lineage: Eukaryota; Ichthyosporea; Ichthyophonida
Exons: 2
Source: RefSeq, a predicted model, not a curated record
AUGGCGAGUGGCAUCGACACGUCGACAUCACUGUUGCGCAAUGUUUCCGAGGGCAUCCGCGUGGAAGCGCAAGUGGUGGGUCGCGGAUUUAUAGCGCCAGUCUGUAGAUUACAAACGGUUUUGCGUGAUACUGAAACAGGGCAGCAUGCGCACAGACAUAACGGGACACCCACACCCUCACACACAGAUACAGACAAAACCGAGCACGCACCAAGACACGUGCGUUCGGGGGAUGCUCGAUGUGUGUUUGCUGUGCCGCUUCGACCGAAAAGCAGUACAAGUAAAACCACCCCCAGCGAUACACAGAGGAACACGACAACAGGAGGUAGAAGAGAACAGACACGUGUACAAACAGCGACACCGCUGGACUCAGACCAAUCGCAUAUGCAACCAUCUCCAAACGAGAAGGGUACCGGGCGGGUGAAGUUGACGUGUGGUUUGGGUCCAGAUGUCAUGCCUACUAAGUGCAGCUCGUUCCCUAUAGCCAGAGGCCUGGAAGAAAUUCAAG